CGUUCAACAAAGCAUACGUCUAGAAAACUUACUACAGGACAAGCCUCACACGAAAAGGAAUAUAGAGAGGUGACUCAUAUAUUUCCACCAUUUUUACAUCGACCUUCAUAAGGAUUAGUCAUCACAAGUUUAUCAACUGAAGUUGAAAAAGUUUUUGGACUGAUAUUAUUACAAACUUUUGUUAGACAAUGGAAGUUUUGUCCGAGCGGACAUUUUAUCCAGAAGGCAUCAUGAACAAAGCCGGAGACGCAAACGUGAAUAGUUUGAAAAGAAAAAUGACAUUAGACUUUAAUUCUUCAGGAAAAACUAAACAGCAGAAGAUACAAAACCUGCUUGCUUCUCCUGAUUUGAACAUGCUGAAGUUGGCCUCUCCAGAGUUGGAAAAGUUCAUCAUUCAAGCAAAUGGAUUUGUCACAACAACGCCGACACCAACACAGUUCAUAUUUCCAAAAUUCGUGACAGACGAACAGGAAUCAUUUGCUAAAGGAUUCGUCGAGGCAUUAAACAAUCUUCAUGGGAAAACAGGACAAUGUUUAAAGGCUGAAUCCUCUUCGGAUUGUGAAAGCCAAAGUGACUCUGUGUCUAAUGCCAGUUACACGUAUGUACCUCCAGACUAUGUUCUUACCUCAGCUACUACAACCCUCCCUGGUGGUUUAUUUACAACUAACACAUCUUCUGCAGCAAAUCAUUCAAUAAAAUCUCUGCCUGCCCAAAGAGUUAGUUUGUUACGACAGGAUGAAGAACCCCAGACCGUUCCUUCAAUAGCAACUAGUACAACUGACAGUUUUUCAGUGUCGCCAAUAAACAUGGAAAAUCAAGAAGUUAUCAAACUUGAAAGGAAACGUGCCAGAAACCGUGUGGCUGCAAGAAAGUGUAGAACGCGUAAACUUGAAAGAAUCUCCCGACUUGAAGAUCGAGUAGAUGACUUGAAAGGACAAAACUGUGAUUUAACAGCACAGGCAAAUUCUCUCAGGGACCAAGUUUGUAAACUAAAGAAAAAAAUCAUUGACCAUGUGAACAGUGGCUGUCAAAUCAUGAUUUCAAGCACAAAUAUUUUCUCUUAACAUUUGAAAGAAAUGAUCUGUGCCUUGACAAUGUGUUCAUAUGGAUGUUAUUAUAUAAAAGUGCCAAUCACGUAUUGUUUUUGCAUGUUUUGAUGAUAAUUUUGUUGCUGACAUUCCGCAAUUUAAACAUUUUGUCUCCUGCAUCAAAAUUUCUAUCUUGCAUGUUUAAAUGUGAUAAUUUCAUUUAGUCAUUAUUUCUGAGGUUAUCAUGCAAAUGUCAUAAUUUUAUAUAUAUAUAUUAUUUUCUACAAAACAUCUCUGGUCCUUGUAAGCACCAGUGGAUGCUGUUAUUUAUAUUUUGAAAAAAAAGAAAAAACCAUGAAUAAAAAGUUUAAAAUUUAA
Mytilus californianus (California mussel) is the source of this 1406-nucleotide messenger RNA. Its product is annotated as transcription factor Jun-like. Gene Ontology annotation, cellular component: transcription regulator complex. The record is from RefSeq and is a predicted model, not a curated record. Lineage: Eukaryota; Metazoa; Mollusca; Bivalvia; Mytilida; Mytilidae. Gene Ontology annotation, molecular function: transcription factor binding; RNA polymerase II cis-regulatory region sequence-specific DNA binding; DNA-binding transcription factor activity, RNA polymerase II-specific. Bases 189 to 1064 code for a protein of 291 amino acids. The transcript has a single exon. Gene Ontology annotation, biological process: regulation of cell population proliferation; regulation of cell cycle; regulation of transcription by RNA polymerase II.